Messenger RNA from Camelina sativa (false flax), 7391 nucleotides. Its product is annotated as acetyl-CoA carboxylase 1-like. The record is from RefSeq and is a predicted model, not a curated record. Gene Ontology annotation, molecular function: acetyl-CoA carboxylase activity; ATP binding; metal ion binding. Lineage: Eukaryota; Viridiplantae; Streptophyta; Magnoliopsida; Brassicales; Brassicaceae. Gene Ontology annotation, biological process: fatty acid biosynthetic process.
UAGUACUUUUUACUGAUCUUGGGACUGUUUGGCUUGGUCACCAAGUUUUGUGAAAAUGGAGAUGAGAGCUUUGGUUUCUUCGUGUUCUACGGGGAAUGGAGGGUCUGAUCCGAUCAGCCUCACGAAUGGUUCUCCAUGGAUCACAACAGUUGGUGGUGGUGCAAGUACCAUGGACAGAGAGUUUCCAGCGACUGUGAAGCUGGGAAGUAGUAUGAGAGCCUUCAAAGGAGUAAGCACAAUAACAGUUCUGUCUCGGACCAAACAACAGUUUCCUCUGGUAUGCUUAGCAAGAAACAACGGAAACAGCACUGAUCCGACCUCGUUCUGGGAGAACGAUAUAUCUGAAACUCAAAGGACAGUUUUACCGGCUGAAUCUAUUAACGGGGACAAAAGUGCUGUAGAACCAGGUAGAAAUGAUGUGACGGUGUCUGAAGUGGAUGAGUUCUGUAAAGCACUUGGAGGGAAAAGGCCAAUCCAUAGAAUUAUGGUUGCUACCAAUGGAAUGGCAGCUGUGAAGUUUAUACGCAGUAUCAGAACAUGGGCUUACCAAACAUUUGGCUCGGAAAAAGCCAUAUCGUUGGUGGCCAUGGCAACUCCUGAGGACAUGCGGAUCAAUGCUGAGCAUAUCAGAAUCGCUGAUCAGUUUGUUGAGGUUCCAGGAGGAACUAACAAUAACAAUUAUGCUAAUGUUCAGCUUAUUGUAGAGAUGGCUGAGGCAACGCGUGUGGAUGCAGUUUGGCCGGGUUGGGGUCAUGCAUCUGAAAACCCUGAAUUACCUGAUGCCUUGAAGGCAAAAGGUAUCAUAUUUCUUGGUCCUCCUGCUACAUCAAUGGUGGCAUUAGGAGAUAAGAUUGGUUCGUCGUUGAUUGCACAAGCUGCUGAUGUACCUACUCUGCCAUGGAGUGGUUCCCAUGUUAAAAUACCUCCAGGGAGCAGCUUGGUAACGAUCCCAGAGGAAAUCUACAAGAAAGCUUGUGUCUACACAACUGAAGAAGCAAUUGCUAGUUGUCAAGUUGUUGGUUACCCGGCAAUGAUCAAAGCGUCGUGGGGUGGCGGCGGUAAAGGCAUUAGGAAGGUUCAUAAUGAUGAUGAGGUUAGGGCACUAUUCAAACAAGUUCAAGGUGAGGUCCCUGGCUCGCCGAUAUUUAUAAUGAAGGUUGCUUUGGAGAGUCGGCAUUUAGAGGUCCAGCUGCUGUGUGACCAAUAUGGAAACGUAUCAGCUUUGCAUAGCCGUGAUUGUAGCGUCCAGAGAAGACACCAAAAGAUCAUAGAGGAAGGUCCAAUCACCGUGGCUCCCCAAGAAACCGUCAAGAAACUUGAGCAAGCAGCUAGAAGGUUGGCUAAGAGUGUUAACUAUGUUGGAGCUGCUACUGUUGAGUAUCUCUAUAGUAUGGACACUGGGGAGUAUUACUUCUUAGAGCUUAACCCUCGUUUACAGGUUGAGCAUCCAGUAACUGAGUGGAUUGCUGAGAUAAAUCUUCCUGCUGCACAAGUUGCUGUCGGGAUGGGAAUUCCUCUCUGGCAAAUCCCUGAGAUAAGACGGUUCUAUGGUAUAAAACAUGGUGGAGGCUAUGAUUCUUGGAGACAAACCUCUGUUGCAGCCUUCCCUUUUGAUUUUGAUGAAGCGGACUCUUUAAGGCCAAAAGGUCAUUGUGUUGCUGUACGCGUGACAAGCGAGGAUCCUGAUGACGGGUUCAAGCCCACCAGCGGUAAAAUACAGGAAUUGAGUUUUAAGAGCAAGCCAAAUGUGUGGGCGUACUUUUCUGUCAAGUCUGGUGGAGGCAUCCACGAGUUCUCAGAUUCCCAGUUUGGACAUGUUUUUGCAUUUGGGGAAUCCAGAGCCAUGGCAAUAGCAAAUAUGGUUCUUGGGCUAAAAGAAAUUCAAAUUCGUGGAGAAAUUAGGACUAACGUUGACUACACGAUCGACCUUCUACAUGCUUCCGAUUACCGGGAGAACAAAAUACACACUGGUUGGUUGGACAGUAGGAUUGCUAUGCGGGUUAGAUCAGAGAGGCCUCCGUGGUAUCUCUCUGUUGUCGGCGGGGCUCUCCAUAAAGCAUCAACAACCAGUGCUGCUGUGGUUUCAGAUUACGUCGGUUAUCUAGAAAAGGGGCAAAUUCCCCCAAAGCACAUAUCUCUUGUGCACUCUCAAGUGUCACUGAAUAUUGAAGGGACUAAAUAUCCGAUUGAUGUAGUUAGGGGUGGAUCAGGAUCCUACAGGCUAAGAAUGAAUAACUCAGAAGUUGUAUCAGAAAUACACACUCUACGUGAUGGAGGUCUGUUGAUGCAGUUGGAUGGUAAAAGCCAUGUGAUAUAUGCAGAGGAAGAAGCUGCAGGAACUCGUCUUCUCAUUGACGGAAGAACUUGUUUACUACAGAAUGAUCACGAUCCUUCGAAGUUGAUGGCUGAAACACCGUGCAAGUUGCUGAGGUAUUUGGUUUCAGACGACAGCAAUAUUGACGCUGAUACGCCUUAUGCCGAAGUUGAGGUCAUGAAGAUGUGCAUGCCACUUCUUUCACCUGCUUCAGGAGUUAUCCAUUUCAAAAUGUCGGAAGGACAAGCCAUGCAGCCUGGUGAACUUAUAGCCACACUUGAUCUUGAUGAUCCUUCUUCUGUAAGAAAGGCUGAACCCUUCCAUGGAAGUUUCCCAAAAUUAGGGCUUCCAACCGCAAUUUCUGGAAAGGUUCAUCAGAGAUGUGCUGCAACCUUACAUGCUGCUCGCAUGAUUCUUGCUGGAUAUGGCCAUAAAGUAGAUGAGGUUGUUCAAGACUUACUUAAUUGCCUUGACAGCCCUGAACUGCCAUUUCUUCAGUGGCAAGAGUGCUUUGCUGUUCUAGCAACACGACUACCUAAAGAUCUCAGGAACACGCUGGAAUCAAAGUACAGAGAAUUUGAGAUUGUCUCCCAAAACCCCCAGACAAGAGAUUUCCCUGCGAAAAUCUUAAAAGACAUUCUUGAGGCUCAUUUAUUAUCUUGUGAUGAGAAAGAGAGAUGUUCCCUUGAGCGGCUCAUUGAACCGUUGAUGAGCCUUGUGAAGUCUUAUGAAGGUGGAAGUGAAAGUCAUGCCCGUGUUAUUGUUCAUUCCCUCUUUGAAGAAUAUCUAUCAGUUGAAGAGUUAUUCAAUGACAACAUGCUGGCUGAUGUUAUAGAAAGCAUGCGUCAACUAAAGAAGAAAGAUCUAUCAAAGAUUGUCGAUAUCGUACUUUCACACCAGGGCAUAAAAAGUAAAAACAAACUUGUUCUUCAACUCAUGGAGCAGCUUGUUGUCCCUAAUCCUGCAGCAUACAGAGAUAAACUUCUCCGAUUCUCAACACUUAACCAUACUAAUUACUCUGAGUUGGCACUCAAGGCGAGUCAAUUGCUUGAACAGACAAAACUAAGUGAACUUCGUUCAAACAUUGCUAGAAGCCUGUCAGAGUUAGAAAUGUUUACGGAGGAUGGAGAAAAUAUGGAUACCCCCAAGAGAAAAAGUGCCAUUAGUGAAAGGAUGGAGGAUCUUGUGAACGCAUCUUUAUCUGUUGAAGAUGCUCUCGUGGGACUAUUUGACCACAGCAAUUACACACUUCAAAGACGGGUUGUUGAGACUUAUAUUCGCAGAUUAUACCAGCCCUAUGUCGUUAAGGAAAGCGUGAGGAUGCAGUGGAACCGUUCUGGUCUUAUUGCUUCCUGGGAGUUCCUAGAGGAGCAUAUGGAUAUAAAAAACAUUGGCUUAGACGAGACAUCUGAAGAAGUGUUUCUUGAGAAACGUCGUAAAAAAAAAUGGGGGGCUAUGGUUGUAAUCAAAUCGCUGCAGUAUCUGCCAAGUAUAAUAAGUGCAGCAUUGAGAGAAAUAAACCACAACGACUAUGAAACUGCCGGAUCUGGCAAUAUGAUGCACAUUGCUUUAGUGGGCAUCAACAAUCAGAUGAGUCUGCUUCAGGACAGUGGGGACGAGGACCAAGCUCAGGAAAGAGUAAACAAGUUGGCCAAAAUUCUUAAUGAAGAAGAAGUGAGUUUGAGCCUCUGUUCUGCCGGUGUUGAUGCAAUCAGCUGUAUUAUUCAGCGAGAUGAAGGACGACCCCCCAUGAGACAUUCUUUCCAUUGGUCAAUGGAUAAACAGUAUUAUGUAGAAGAGCCGUUGCUGCGGCAUCUUGAACCUCCUCUAUCCAUAUACCUUGAGUUGGAUAAGCUAAAAGGGUACUCAAAUUUACAGUAUACACCUUCAAGAGACCGUCAGUGGCAUAUGUAUACUGUUACAGACAAGCCAGUGCCAAUCAAAAGGAUGUUCCUUCGGUCUCUGGUUCGAGAGGCUACAAUGAACGAUGGGUUUAUGUCACAGCAAGGGCAUGACUACCAACUUAGCCAAACACUGCUCUCCAUGGCGUUUACGUCGAAAUGCAUUCUGAGGUCUUUGAUGAAUGCCAUGGAGGAACUGGAACUGAAUGCACAUAGUGCUGUCAGUGCCAUGAAACCAGACCACGCACAUUUGUUCUUAUGCAUAUUAAGUGAGCAGCAGAUAGAUGAUCUUGUGCCUUACCCCAGGAGAAUUGAAGUGAAUGCGGAAGAUGAAGAAACUACAGUUGAGAUGAUUUUAGAAGAAGCAACACGAGAGAUACAUAGGUCUGUUGGAGUGAAAAUGCACAAAUUGGGUGUUCGCGAGUGGGAAGUGCGACUGUGGCUGGGGUCCUCGGGACUAGCAAAUGGCGCUUGGAGGGUCGUGGUUGCAAAUGUGACAGGCCGUACAUGCACUAUCAAUAUAUACCGAGAAGUGCAAGCUACUGGGAGUAACAGUUUAAUCUACUACUCAAUAAGUAAGAAGGGACCUUUGCAUGGAACCCCAAUCAACGGUCAAUAUAAACCACUGAAUCAUCUGGACAGGAAACGUCUAUCCGCAAGGAGGAGUAACACUACGUAUUGCUAUGACUUCCCCUUGUCAUUUGAGACAGCAUUGGAGAUGUUGUGGGCAUCACAACACCCGGGAGUCAGGAAACCAUGCAAGAAUACUCUCAUCAACGUCAAAGAGCUUGUAUUCUCCAAUCCAGAAGGUUCUUCGGAUACAUCUCUUAUUCCGGUUGAAAGACCAGCGGGUCUUAACGACUUUGGAAUGGUGGCCUGGAGCUUAGAGAUUUCUACUCCUGAAUUUCCUAUGGGACGGAAACUUCUCGUAGUAGCCAAUGAUGUGACAUUCAAAGCUGGUUCUUUUGGCCCUAGAGAGGACGCAUUUUUCCUUGCUGUGACUGAACUGGCUUGUUCCCAGAAGCUUCCAUUGAUUUACUUGGCAGCAAAUUCUGGCGCCCGACUCGGUGUAGCUGAAGAAGUUAAAGCCUGCUUCAAAGUUGGGUGGUCGGAUGAAGUUUCCCCCGAGAAUGGUUUUCAGUAUAUAUACCUGAGCUCUGAAGACCAUUCAAGGAUUGGAUCAUCUGUCAUUGCGCACGAAAUGAAGCUCCCUAGUGGCGAAACAAGGUGGGUGAUUGAUACGAUUGUUGGUAAAGAAGAUGGUAUCGGAGUUGAAAAUUUAACAGGCAGUGGGGCAAUAGCAGGUGCGUACUCAAGGGCGUACAACGAAACUUUUACGCUAACCUUUGUUAGUGGAAGAUCGGUCGGAAUCGGUGCUUACCUUGCCCGCCUGGGAAUGAGAUGCAUACAGAGAGUAGACCAGCCGAUCAUCUUGACCGGCUUCUCGACGCUCAACAAGUUGCUUGGGCGUGAAGUCUAUAGCUCUCACAUGCAACUUGGUGGCCCUAAAAUCAUGGGGACAAAUGGUGUUGUUCAUCUUACAGUCUCAGAUGAUCUUCAAGGUGUAGAAGCUAUUCUCAACUGGCUGAGCUACAUUCCUGCUUACAUGGGUGGCCCUCUUCCUGUUCUUGCUCCUUUAGAUCCACCGGAAAGAACUGUUGAGUAUAUCCCAGAAAACUCUUGUGAUCCACGAGCUGCUAUCGCUGGGAUCAACGACAGUACUGGUAAAUGGCUUGGUGGUAUCUUUGAUAAAAAUAGCUUUGUUGAGACUCUUGAAGGCUGGGCAAGGACAGUAGUGACUGGGAGAGCAAAGCUGGGGGGUAUACCCGUGGGAGUGGUUGCCGUCGAGACACAAACUGUAAUGCAGAUCGUCCCGGCAGAUCCAGGGCAGCUAGAGUCUCAUGAGAGAGUGGUUCCACAAGCAGGGCAAGUCUGGUUUCCUGAUUCAGCAGCCAAGACAUCUCAAGCGCUCAUGGAUUUCAACCGGGAACAGCUUCCAUUGUUUAUCCUAGCAAACUGGAGAGGUUUUUCAGGUGGGCAGAGAGAUCUUUUUGAAGGAAUACUUCAGGCUGGUUCAACUAUAGUAGAAAAUCUGAGAACAUAUGGACAGCCAGUGUUUGUGUACAUCCCAAUGAUGGGAGAACUGCGAGGUGGAGCGUGGGUGGUUGUUGAUAGCCAGAUAAAUUCAGAUUAUGUUGAAAUGUAUGCUGAUGAAACUGCUCGUGGAAAUGUGCUUGAGCCUGAAGGAAUGAUAGAGAUAAAAUUUAGAACGAAAGAGCUUUUAGAGUGCAUGGGAAGGUUGGACCAGAAGCUAAUCAAUCUGAAAGCAAAUAUCCAAGAUGCCAAGCAAAACGAGGCUUAUGCGAACAUCAAGCUUCUCCAGCAACAGAUUAAAACCCGAGAGAAGCAGCUUUUACCUGUUUAUAUCCAAAUCGCCACCAAAUUUGCGGAACUUCAUGACACUUCCAUGAGAAUGGCUGCAAAAGGAGUGAUCAAAAGUGUUGUGGAAUGGAGCGGCUCGCGAAGCUUCUUCUAUAAAAAGCUAUAUCGGAGAAUUGCAGAGAGCUCUCUUGUGAAGAACAUAAGAAAAGCGUCUGGAGACAAAUUAUCAUAUAAAUCUGCAAUGGGUUUGAUUCAGGAAUGGUUCUGCAAAUCCGAGAUUGCAAAGGGGAAAGACGAAGCUUGGACGGACGACCAACUGUUCUUUACAUGGAAGGACAAUGUUAGUAACUACGAGCAUAAGCUGUGUGAGUUGAGAGCGCAGAAACUGCUGAAUCAACUUGCAGAGAUUGGGAAUUCGUUGGAUUUGCAGGCUCUACCUCAGGGACUUGCUAAUCUUCUAAACAAGGUGGAGCAUUCAAGAAGCGAAGAACUGGUGAAUGCGAUUCGAAAGGUGUUGGGUUGAUGAUAUCAAGAAAAGGUUUAGCUAAAGAUGGUGUUUUGGAGUUGCUCGUGUCCUAGGGUAGUAGGGUGACACAAGUUAUUUGAUUGAAACUAGAUUUUAACGAACUUCCUCACAUUUGUUAGCCUGCAUAAUUUAGCUGCGCAAUAAUUCAUUCAACACUCCACUCUUAAUUAAUCGUGUGUAUUCAUAGUUUUUGCCUUAAAAGGGAGAAAAUACGUAUUCUAUAGAGAAUUUUGUUGAUUAUGCCAUAAACAGUGGUAAACAUUCUAAG